Ahaetulla prasina is the source of this 4171-nucleotide messenger RNA. RefSeq names its product low density lipoprotein receptor adaptor protein 1 (gene LDLRAP1). The record is from RefSeq and is a predicted model, not a curated record. Lineage: Eukaryota; Metazoa; Chordata; Lepidosauria; Squamata; Colubridae. The coding region runs from base 281 to 1195 and encodes 304 amino acids. The transcript has 9 exons. Gene Ontology annotation, cellular component: early endosome.
GAGGAAGCGCUCGGUGCCUCCCGCCGCCUGGCACCGACCGGCCAGAAGCGGAGGAGAUCGACCGACUGACCGGCGGCUCUGAACUCCAGUUCGGGCAGGGUUUUUCAACGCUGCGGAGCCUCCCGCCAGCCUCUCUGGGCGAAGGAGGAGCGAAGGCGGGGCGGUCCCGGAGCGCGCAGAGAGAGAGAGAGAAAAAGAGACAAGAGGAGGGGGGAAAAAAGAAAGUUUUGCCCGGAGUUUGUGCAGUGGCGGCAAAGGAGCGGCCGGGCAUCUUGAGAGGAUGGACGCCCUCAAAUCCGCCGGCAGGGCUAUCAUCCGCAGCCCCAGCAUCGCCAAGCAGAGCUGGGUCAGCGGCCGGCACAAGAAACUCCCUGAGAACUGGACGGACACCCGAGAGACCUUACUGGAGGGAAUGCUCUUCAACCUGAAGUACCUGGGCAUGACAUUGGUUGAGCAGCCCAAAGGAGAAGAAUUAUCGGCAACGGCUGUCAAAAGGAUUGUGGCAACGGCAAAGGCCGGUGGGAAAAAACUCCGAAAAGUGACUCUGAAAGUAUCGCCCAAAGGGAUCGUUCUCAGUGACAGCAUAACAAAUGAAUCCAUUGAAAAUGUGUCAAUAUACAGGAUAUCCUACUGUACAGCAGACAAAGUACACGACAAAGUGUUUGCCUACAUUGCCCAAAGCCAGCACAAUGAGAACCUGGAGUGUCAUGCUUUCCUCUGUUCCAAGAAGAAAAUGGCCCAAGCCGUCACACUCACAGUUGCUCAGGCUUUCAAGGUAGCAUUUGAAUUUUGGCAGGCGUCCAGGGAAGAGAAGGAGAAGAGAGACAAAGCCAUCUUGGAAGGAGAGACCGCCAGCAGCCUAAAUUCAGAUACUUCCUCCCCAAAAGCAUUCACCGUAGAAAACCUGCUAGACUUGGAAAACGUCACCAAAACGCCUUUGAGCACAAAUUCUGUGCACGCGGAUGGCCGAAUCUUUGGGUCCCCUUCGUCAGAAAACAACAAUGUGUGGGCAAUGAAUGACGAACUGGAUGAAGCAUUUUCAAGGCUGGCCCAGUCCCGAACCAACCCACAAGUCCUUGACAUCAGCCUGACACCUCAAGACAUCCAAAGUGCUCAGAUCCUCUCGCCGGUUGACUGGGACAAAGUAGAUUCCACGACGGAGACCGAAAAAGACGACCAACUCUUUGAGUUCUGACAUCUUUUUUUUUUUCACUCAUUAAGCUUUUUUCUCCUCGAGUAAGAUAACCUCUAAGAACCUGAUGCACUGUAUUCUGCUGACUGUAACUGGAAAGGGUUAAUGAAAAGAGAAGAGGCCCCAAAGCCUUGAUUUGGUUUAGGUAGGGGUCAUAUUGACGCCCUUCAACUUCUGACCAAAGUUUUACUUCAGCUUUCCCCCCCCCUCCCCAAGUGUCUUCCAGAUAUAUUAGGACUAUAGGAAGCGUUAUCUGGUGGAUGCCAGAUUGGGGAGGUUGUAAGAGAUACUUUUAAUACAGCUUUUUAUGUAUGACCUUUUUGGGUCGUUGCUUUUAUGGAGAUGACAAGGUGCUCCUUGAGCAGAUUUAUUCAAAACGCUUUCAGAUUUGCAUCUAUUAUGGAGAUGAUAUAGCAUCAUGUAGCUUAACAUUAUACGUUGGACAGUUUUCCCCCUUGGGAUUGCAUGUGACAAGCAGUCGUGACAAUUGUGCUUCGUGAAGGACGCAGGAUUUCCUUAGCAAUAUCAGGACCUUCAGAUAUUUUUAUUUUAGAAGAGCUGAACUAGCUGGAGUGGGCUGGAGAAAUAAUGUUGGGCUCCUUAGAACAGAACUGAUAGUAGCUACCCAGCUGUUAGACAUGGCAAAGCUAAAGAAGGAUCUUGAUUGGGUUCAAGAAUGAAGUCGAUCAAACCAUUUGAACGUCCUUGGCCAUCAUCAGAGUGAGUCUCUUCUUACAUCCUUUGUUGUUCAAAUCCAUCUCUUAUUUUUCCUGCUGCUUCUGCAUCUUAACAGACAGCUUGCGUUUAUAUUUCUCAGCCAUAAUAUUAGGAGAGCAGCUAAUUGUUACCUUGAGCAACUCUGAGUUUAAGCUUACUUCACAUAAGUAGGAUGCUACAAGCUUGGGACAUUGUCUUAUAAAAGAUGGGAGCCAUCUUUUAUACUUUUGCACUCGGAGCCAACAGUUCCUGGCAUCCUAAUCUAGUUGAUGGCAUCCCAUAGCCACAGACAGCCCAAGACCUCUCCCAGGGAACGUCUGACCAAAGGCUGAAGGCAAACCACCCAAACUUAAGAAUUGUGAGAUCCAGAAAAUGGAACCAAACUGAGCUUUGUGGAGGAGCUGUGAAUGUGACUAGUUGGAGUAAUGAACACUCUUCUUUAUCUCAGCAUGUCUGAUAACCAUCUCUUCCCCAGGUCAGCCUCUGGUCCUGUUUCACUAUAUUCCUUCCAGGAAAAGGUAAAAGUGCUCAUCUCCAUUUUUUGGCCGAGGGAGCUAGCAUUGCCCAAAGACAAUUUCUGUGAUCAUGUAGCCAGCAUGGCUACAUCCCAAAGGCUCAUGGAAUACUGUUACCUUCCCACCAAAGUGUCAGAGCGUUUGCAGCAUGACUACUAUUAGGAGAAAACCCAGGAGCAAAACACAGCACACAGAGACUUGGACAUUUAACAAUGGUUUAUAUACAAGACAUAUGCAGAAAUAUACGUGGUUGGCAAAUACCUUACAAGCAAUCAGACUUCUUCUUAACUCUACGUGAGGGACUCUGCAAUGAAUACCAGAUAGAAUAGAAUAGAAUAGAAUAGAAUAGAAUAGAAUAGAAUAGAAUAGAAUAGAAUAGGAGUUUGAUUGGCCAAGUGUGAUUGGACACACAAGGAAUUUGUCUUGGUAUGUAUGCAAGGAGAGAGAAUACGCCCUCUCCUGGCUGAAAUUUAUAAACACCUCUUAAAGGGGUAAAAGACUUAUGUGGACCCCGUCAAGAGUCUUAAAGAGGUUACACCAUUGCUGAUUCCUUCUCAUUGUAUCGGCCUUAUAUUUCAUCAGCUUUACAGUUGCAUUAGCUUUACAUUGGCUGGUCAGCUUUAAAUGUUCAUUACCCUGACACAAAGUGAAUGGGGGCACUUUUAUCUUAGUAGAAUUUAUGAUACCAUUUACGGUAUCAUAUAUAUGAUAUCAUAAAUCAUAAAUUUAUGAUACCAUUCUUACGAUUAUCAGUGGGGGUUUUCUAAUGGGGUAAUUCCUUCUUCUCCUUUAAGAAAUCACUGGAAGCGCAUUGGUUGUCAUGUCAGGUCUUCAAGGAAUCUGUCAAACCUCAGCAUGCUUUCAUAAGGCACUCAUUGUCCCUCUUCUAUAUUCCUUGGAAUCUAGUCUGAAUCCUCUUGGCAGCCAGUGGCACAUAGUUUUCAACUGACAGUGAGUUGAACUCAAACAAAAUUCAGAGAAUGGCAUUUACCCUGGUUGCAUUUUCGCUUAAAUCAUAGGCUUAUAUUCAGCUGAAGUUUUAGAACCAGUGUUUCUCAGCUUUGGUAAAUUGAAGAUGACUAGACUUCAACUCCCAGGAUUCUCAGCAAUAUCUAUGCUGGCUGUGGAAUUCUGGGGGUUGAAGUCCAUAUACCUGGAAAUGGCAAAGGUUGGGAAAUCCUAUAUUAGACCUUAGGUGGAUGAGUUACACAAUGAAAUAGUUUUAAAGAAACUCUUUCUUAAUAUACAGGUAGUCCAUGCUUAGUAACGGUAAUUGGGACUGGUAUUUCUGUUGUUAAGUGAUGUGUUUGUAAAGUGUCACUCCAUGUGACCUUGUCACUUAGUGAUGGAAAUUCCAGCACUUCUGGUUGCUGUUGUCAAGCAAGUGCAACACUGAGACCGACGUAAGUAUGAGGACUGGUCAUUUCUACCACUUAUUCAGCACGGUCAUAAGUUCAAACGGUUGUUGAACCAGCGGUAGUUAACAAUGUACAUGAUGGGAAGAUGCUUUCGAGUUAGCCAUUUAUCAGGACACACUGAUUUUCCAAGGAUUGAGAAAUUGGAGGAAGGAAGUGGCGUUUGGAUACAAGGCUGCUACUCUGCAGCCUUGGAAAAGUGACGAUGAUUUCCCUUUCGUGUCCUUUUUUAUAAGGAUGCAAUUCCAUUUUAUAAACAGAUUUGCAUUUUAAUUAACACUAUAUACAUAUACAUUAUAUACAUUUACAUAUUUAUAUAUAUAUAAAUAUAU